This is a messenger RNA of Anopheles bellator, 791 nucleotides long. RefSeq names its product programmed cell death protein 5 (gene PDCD-5). Gene Ontology annotation, cellular component: cytosol; nucleus. Bases 227 to 613 code for a protein of 128 amino acids. Gene Ontology annotation, molecular function: DNA binding. The record is from RefSeq and is a predicted model, not a curated record. The transcript has 2 exons. Lineage: Eukaryota; Metazoa; Arthropoda; Insecta; Diptera; Culicidae.
UCGAUUGGCAUUCUACCCCCAGAAGUACUUGCGUUUCUUGCCGAUUCGAAACGGAGUAUUGUCCCACCCUGUGGCUGAGGAUGACACAUCGGCUGCCAAAUCCCGGCGCCGUGAAAGAAAAAGUUUUGUUUUGGUCGAAAGCAUUGCUCAUUGUCCAGCGCCGAUCGGCUAUUGAAUGAUAAUUAUUUUCGUCCCGAGAACGUGAGUGCGGUAGAAAGUCACUAAAAUGGAUGACGCCGAGCUAGAGGCCAUUCGUCAGCAACGACUACAGCAGAUGCAGGGCUCCAGCGCGGAACAACAAAAAGCACAACAGGAGCAGCGGCAGGCGCAGGAAGAGAUGAAAAAUUCCAUGCUGGCACAGUUGCUGGACCAGGACGCACGGGCUCGACUCAACACACUGAAGCUAAGCAAACCGGAAAAAGCGCAAAUGGUCGAAGGCAUGAUCAUUCGGAUGGCCCAAAUGGGGCAGAUUGGGGGAAAGUUGGAUGACGCCAACCUUGUGAAGCUGCUGGAGAGUCUCAACCAACAGAUGCCGCGCAGCAACUCGACUGUGAAGUUUGACCGACGAAGAGCGGCACUGGAUUCCGACGAUGACGAUGAUUACGGCAUUUGAGCGGAAGGCGGACGAAUGCGAUCGGUGUAUCACUUACCUACGGACGUCUCUCAAUAGAUGGGCCUCAAACGGAUCGGUCAUCAUGCCAUUUGCCUUGCUGUCACAAAUAAACUCAAUACGCUCCCCGCCCGGGGGACGGAAACUUGAAUAAAAAUUAGGAUUUUCUCUUCGGAUUCAU